Molecule: messenger RNA, 1041 nt
Organism: Fusarium redolens
Lineage: Eukaryota; Fungi; Ascomycota; Sordariomycetes; Hypocreales; Nectriaceae
Exons: 3
Coding region: 1-1041 (346 amino acids)
Biological process (GO): retrograde vesicle-mediated transport, Golgi to endoplasmic reticulum
Cellular component (GO): endoplasmic reticulum; SNARE complex
Molecular function (GO): SNAP receptor activity
Source: RefSeq, a predicted model, not a curated record
AUGGCGCGACUCUCGCAUUCUACCAUCCCUUCAAUCAAUAGAAGCGCAAUUGAUAUUGCAUCAGCAGAGCUGGGAAACCUUCUGCUGCGACUACAAAAGACCGUUCUCCAUACAGAUAGCGACCGCGAACGAAGACUACGAUCGAGCGAGUUCGAAAGAGCACGAGUAGCAUCUAACCUCGAAUAUGCACGAAACUCUUUGACGAAACUAGAACACGAUGCGCUGUCGAUUAAAGCGCCAGGUCGAAGGGCUGAAGUACAAGGCGACUUGAAUGGAAAGAGAGAGCUUCUAGAACUGCUACUGGAUCGAUUAGAAGACUUGAGACAAGUGGCAAUUGAAGAGGACGACGAUGAUGGGAGUACUGACGGAGAAGAUAUCCUCUCAGAAAUAAUACCUACGCCGAGCGAUAGUAUGGUCGAUUCCAUAUCAACAGGCCAACCCACUGAAAGCUCAGGACAAGAUGAUGAUGCCGAGUCAGAACCCCCAGAGACAACAACUAUACCAGUGACAACAGCUACAGCACCGGCACCAGCAUCAACAUUACCUCCUGAGACCUCUACAAUAUCGCAAGAGCACAAACAACAACCCACACAAACAACGCAGAACCUAAGAUCAAGAGGCGCGCCUUCAUCCCCAUCACCGCCUGCCCACUCAACCGCGCGCGCCGCCCUUUUCGCCAACCGGAGUAAACCCUCUACUCCACAAACAUCAACAGCAACAGCCGAAGCCUUACUUGACCACCAACGAGCCGAACAGGAAGCCCUUUCCGAAUCGAUUCUUCAGAUGGCGAGUGCUCUUAAGUCAAGCUCACAACGCUUCUCAACUACUCUUGAGGCAGACAAGGAAGUAGUGGCGCGUGCGGGUGAGGGAAUGGAUAAGACGGAACAGAGCAUGGAGGCGGCGAAGGGUCGAAUGGGUAUGCUCAAGAGGAUGACAGAAGGAAAGGGAUAUUUUGGGAGGCUGCUCCUGUACGCAUAUAUCGCUUUGCUUGCUGUUGCGUGUAUACUCGUGGUCUUUGUUCUACCCAAGUUGAGGUUCUGA